Tetrahymena thermophila SB210 is the source of this 6090-nucleotide messenger RNA. RefSeq names its product latrophilin/CL-like GPS domain protein. Lineage: Eukaryota; Ciliophora; Oligohymenophorea; Hymenostomatida; Tetrahymenidae. The record is from RefSeq and is a predicted model, not a curated record. The transcript has 6 exons.
AUGAAGAAACUUAUUUUUAAUAUAUCUUACUUAAUAUGCGCUUUAAUUAUAAAUCUAAAUGAUGUCUUGUCUUCAUCUGUAAUUUAUAGCUUUAAUUGUGGUGAUCCUAACUGCAUGGCUUGCACAUAUGAUUAAACUAGUUUGAUUUGCAUUUAAUGUGAAGUAGGUUAUCAAUUGAUAAGUAAUAAAUGCUAAUUAAGCACAUGCACUCAACCUGGAUAAUAUUUAGCUAAUUAGUUUCAAAAUGUAUGUAGUUAUUGCCAUGCUUCCUGUAAAUAUUGUAUUUCUGGAUCAUACAACUACUGCACAGAAUGUAAUUAAGGGUAUUUUGCAAUACCUUCUCCUAUUAGUCCAUAUCUUUAGACUUGCCUUCGUUGUUAAGAUCCUAAUUGCAAAAGCUGCGACUAGCAAGGAAAUUGUCAACAAUGCAUGAAUGGUUAUAUAAAUAACAAUAAUGUUUGCUCUAAAUGUACUAUACAAUUUGCUGCUUCAUGUUCAAGUAGUACAUAAGUAGGAAGCUGCAUAAAGGGAUUUACAAAAUCAGAUGACGGUAAAUCGUGUGUACCUGUAGAUACGUUGUGCUAAUUUGGUUAAUAUGCUAAUAAUAUGAUUUGUACACGCUGCCCUGCUAAUUGUAUAUAAUGCAACGCAAAUGGGUAGUGCUAUAUAUGUGAAGCAAACAAUUAUAUUGAUAGCAGUGGUUUAUGCUAACCGUGCCCAAAUUUUUGCAACUCUUGCAACUUAGACUCCUCUAAUAACUUGCAAUGUACAAGCUGUGUUUCAGGAUAUUUUCUGUAACUUAAUGUUUUGAAUUAUAUAUGUACCUUAAUUUAAGAAACAAAUUACGUAUAUUGUCCAACUGGUUAAUAUACUAACAAAUUAACAAAUACAUGCGUAGCAUGCGAAAGCAAUUGUUUGGAAUGCAACUAAUUUGGAGAUAAAUGCUUGCAAUGUUUCGACUCAAUUAACUAUUAAAUAGUAAAUGGUAAGUGCCAGCUAAGGUGCUCCUCAUAAAAUUAAUAUUAAAGCUAUGAUUCUGCAAAAGAUGAUGAUAAUAGUAGAGUAAAAAAGUUAUUUUUUUAUAAUUCAUCAGUAGUGACAAAUUAAGUUAUUACAACAAAUUGUGUCAAUAAUUGUUCAAUUUAAAAUUGUUAAAAAUGCAUAUUUGAUUAGUAGUUUUGCUAACAGUGUUCCUAAAAUUAUUUUUUGGUAGACGAUGGAACUUGUGUCAAGGAUUGUCCUUUAGGAACAUUUUAACAAAAAAUAGGAUAAAUCAACAAAUGCUUACCUUGUGCGAGAGGAUGUUUAAAAUGUAAUUCAUCAAAUUAAUGCAGUUAGUGCUCUUAAGAAUUCAUUCUCAUUAAUAACAGUUGUUAAAAUGAAGAUAUUUCAAAUAGUCCUGUCAACAAUUAUGUGAGUUUUGAUGGGUUAUGGAUGAAAAACUGUCCUCAAAAUACUUUUAGAAUAGGAAAUACAUGCUUGCCUUCUAAAACUUGUAAACGUGCAUAAUUUCUAAUUAAGGGAAAAACUACUAUAUGUGGUUAAUGCCAAACAUCAAAUAAAAUUUAGAUAGAAACUUAAAAUGGAAAUGGCUCUUAGAUCUCUCUUCCAGAUUUAUAGUAAGAUUGGAUGGGUAAGUGCUAUGAAAAUUGUCCUGCUCCUCUAAAAAAGUAAUAGUAAAAUGUACUUUGUUAAAAAUAAUGUGAUUAAAAAUUACCAUUUCUUGAUUGGACAAAAGAACCUAAUUGCUAAAUGAACUGUCUUUAGAAUAUGGCAUAAAAAAUUUUAUCUGAUUGCAAUACCUUAUAGUCAUGUAGCCCAAGUUAAUACCUAAAUAUUUAAAAGAUUGUAAAUGAAGGAAUUAGUUUAAAUUUAGAUAAUGUGCCAAACAAUUAUUGUUAGUUUUGCCCAACAGGUUGCAAUUAAUGCUUUUAUAAUGGAAAAGAUAAUCCAACUUGCCUUUCUUGCUAACCUGGUUUUGAAAUGUAUAUAACAUUCAGUUAUUAGGACCCUUUGUCAUACACUUUACCUGAUUCUUCCGAUAAUCCUCCAAAUUAAAAUAAAGGUCCUAAAUUUAAAUAUGCAAAUGCAUAAUGUAUGUAGAUAUAACCUGGUAAUAGCAAAUGCUCUUAGAUAAAAGGAUAUUUUGCUGAUUUAGGAGGUGUUUUUAAGAACAAUGCAUGUAUAAUGUGUCAACUAGUAAACAACAAUAACGGAUGCACUUCUUGUCCAAGCAGUUCUGUAAUGCUCUACACAGGUCCAUAGGAGUAUAAAUGCAUUCCUUACUGCAAUAGUAAUUAACUCAAAAGUUAGGAUGGCGUUUACUGCUUUGAAAAACCUGAAAUAAAAAUAUAAGUUGAUUUUAACAGUAAAAUAGUCGAAUAAAGUUAAUCCUUUAAUGUACCAAAUGGAAGUAGUUCUUUUACUGUUACUGCAUCUCUUAACGCUGCUUAUAAACUAUAACUAGCAUCUAUAACAUGUUCGAUUAACUUAUAACCUCUAAAUGGAAUCACUUUUUAAAUUACUCCUUCUCUUCCUAAUAUUAGCAUUGGCAAUAAUGUGCUACACACUUUUACCUUAUUAGAUCCAAAAGGAAAUUUAGUAGUACUAAAUAAAUUCGCAUAAUAUCAGCUGAAUUGUAAAUUCAGUUUUUCAAUAACCGAUAUAGUGGCACAAAUAUUUUCUCUUGAUUCAAAUUUUGGUAUUAAUUCUUUAUAAUUACCUACAGGAAAUGUAUAAGUUACUCAAUCAAAUGAUAAAACAUCUACCAGUUAUAAUAUUAGUGUUGAUCAGUGGUCAUUUGCACCAUUAAAAGUAUUUAGCAAAUACAAUCUAUUUGAAUACUCAAUUAACAUUUUAGCUAAAAACACUUAAAAUUUAAAUAUUCCUGAUUACAUCUAUAACAUAGAUAACAUUAAUCUACAAACUUAUCCUGAAAAAUAUAAAAUAACAUCAUCUGGAUUUUAGAAGUUUAAUUAUCAAUUCAAUGUCAAUAUAGAAAAUUAAAAUUACAAUUAGUUUAACCUCUAAUUAGUAGUAACUCCAGUUAAUCCUUAGCUCAACUAACUUGUUUAGACAGUCAUUAUCCCUUUAAACUAUAGUUACGUACAACCAUCAACAACAAGAAAACCUUAACCAUAAAUUAUGAAUCAAAUUUUUAAUCAAAAAAUAACUGAUGAAUAAAAUAAGCCGAAUCUUACAUAAAUUAAAAACAUAGCUGAUCAGGUUUACUUUUAUAGAGGAGAUUUACCUUCUAAUCAAGAAAUCUAAACUAACUUAACCUUUAGUAAGUAGUCUAAAUUAGAUUAGCAAUAUUAUCUUCCUAUUUAAUGCGAUAGCUAAAUAAAUUGCAGUGGACAUGGAAAAUGUAAACCAAUAAAUAACAGUAAUUGGUAUUCUAUGUGUAUCUGUAAUUAAGGAUAUAAAGGUGAGUAAUGUAACUGGACAGAUGAUAGUUGGAAAUAAGCAAAGAAAACUGUAAAGCAGUAUAUUAAUAUAAUAAGUGAUAGCAUUCAAAAUCUAGAUUAAUAGGGAGACAACAAAUAAGGUCUUAAUAUUAACUAGAUUAUAACUUUGUUGCAACUUUGGACAGAUCAAAGAGAUCUAAUUAAAAAUAGUUCAUUUUAAAGUUUAAUGAACAUUUUUAAAACUAACACUCUUAUGAAAUUUUAAGUAUCUAGCUACAGUUAAAGAAUCUAGUAUAUUUUAGAUAACUUAAUUGAUAUUGUUAGAGUAGAAGAACUAUCAGAUUUCUAGAGCAAGCAGUAUUUUGAGUAAGUUGUUUAGUAGGUUUAAGCUUUGAAUUUAUAAAUGAUGAAUUAAGUAAAUUCAUCUUCUAAUCCAACCAUAGUAAUUGAUAGGUCUAAUUACAAGGGCAUUGUUAUUCACAAUAAUGCCUUUAAAAAACUGAAUGAAAAUUAUAAUUUAAGUAUUCAAAAUUCCAUCUAAUUUUCUAUUCCUAAAAAUAUGGUUAAAAGUAAUUAAUAUCUCGAAAUUUUAAUGAAGCCUAUGGAUUUGGCUUCCUCUUCUCAGCAAAACUGCACUAACGGAUGUAAAUAUAAAAAAAAUUUAAUUUCCAAUCCAGUUGUUAUAACCGUCAAAGACUUAGCUAGUGGAAAUGAAGUAGAUGUUAAAUCUAUUCUUACUGCAUCACCAGUAAUAUUCAAUAUGACAUAUGCAAUUCCUAGCUUGUAUAUAUCUAACACAACUAACCUUACAUGUGCUUAUUGGGAUGAGAAGGAAUAAGAUUGGUUAACAACUGGAGUUCAGGUUUUAAAAAAAUUUUAUUAAAAUAAUGUACUACAAUCAAUUUAAUGCUCAACAUAACACCUUACUGAGUUUACAUUAAUUAACAACUAAUAAUUAAAUUAAACUGAACCAGAUAUUAAUCCUAAACCACAAAAUCCUUUUAAAUUUGACACUUCAUAUAAAAUGUAUGUUCUAAUUUAUUUGUGCGUUCUGUUCGGAGCAUCGCUUAUUUUUUAUAUAAUAUCAUUAUUCUCUAAUAGCUAUGCAAGUGAUCUUAAUCUCGGGUAACCUGAAUAAAAAAAAUUAGAUAAGAGUUAAAUAGUUUAAGGAAUUAUUCCAGAUUUUAUAUUUAGCUCUGAUGCUCUAGAAGAUGACUUAACUAAUGAAGAUACUAACGCUCGUUCUAAUGCAGAGCUUUCAGAUAAAUAAAAUAAUGCAAUUUAAAAAAGCAAUAAAUUUUUUACAAAUAAACUUUCAUAAAUUGUUCCUCUUAACUCUAAAACUCUAAUAUAAUAAGAAGAAUAUCCAUAAAACAAUAAUGUUGUCCUUGAAGCAUAUUAGACAAACAACAAAGCAAUAGAUUAAUUUCAAACAAUUAACAUCUAAGAUAUUUAGUCUUAAGAUAACAACACUAUCUCUAUUUCAUAAUAACCAUAAAAAUAACAAAAUAACAUUAAAUUAAUAAGUAAAAUAGAAUACUUGAAUGGAAUUCCGUCUUCUCCUGAAAACAAGUAAAAUGAAAAUUAAGGAUAAAUUAUACAAAAUCAAAAUUUUACUAAAGCAACCUAGCCCUAGCAUAAAUAAUACUAAACAAUUUAAUCUUCUAAUUUUCUAAAAGAAUUAAAUUAUCCAAUUGAAUACUAAAGACCACAAAAUUAGCUUAUCAUUAAAAACGAACAUACUUUUAAUCAUUAAUAUGACGAUAAAAAUAUGGAUUAUAUUUAUAAUAACAGAAGAAUCAGGUAAAAUAUUCCUACAAUUAUUGAGGAAAGUGCAACUGCUAGCGAGUCUCUCAACUAAAACUCUUUAAAGGGUAAGGUUAUCACAAAUUAAAACACUCCCUCGCAGUUAAUAUAAUCAAAUGUAUAAAGGCUCUCCCAAUAAAAUUUAGGUUAAAAUUAAAUGAGAAUUUAAGAUUUAGAAACAAAAUCUAAUACUAAUUCAGGUGAGCCUAUUUUAAAGCAUUAAAAUUAGAGCGAAAUUAAUUCUAGUUCUCCAUCAAAUCCUCGUUUUAGUCCUCUGCUCAUUGAUAAUCCGCCUCCAUUUAAUGAAUAAAAUAUUAAACUACAAACUAGCCAAUAAUAUGACAUAAAACCUUACUUAACCAUUUUUUGUUGGAAAUACAAUUUCAAAAGCUGCAGUAGCUCUUAAAGAGUUUUAUACUGUGUAACUUUGUUGGGUCUAUUUAUUUUUAGUUCUUCCUUCUACUUUUAAAAUUUUAACUUAAUCUAAUAAACAACCAAUUAAGCCUAAUACAUAGCUGAAUAAUCAUGCAUUUUAUGGAUUACUUUCGAGAUAAUUAACUGGGCUUUGAUUUCUCUAAUACACAUCAAGCGCCUUUUUAUAAAUUUUAUAUUUUGCAAUAAUAAAUCAAAAAAAAUAAAUUUUAUCCUGAAUUUUGCUAACUUCUUGAUUUCUUUUGGAUUUUUAUUUUUCUCCUCAGCCAUGAUUUUUUAUAAACAUAAAAAUAAAUCGCGUAAAUACUUUUUUGAAUGGAUCGUCACCUUUAGCAUAUGCUGUAUCUUUAAUAUCAUUUUAGAAUAUAUCCUAAUGAAAUUAGUAUGCAGGUUUAAACUUACCUUCAUCUUUUUAAUAAUCAAAACAAAAAGACUUGACUCUUGA